AAUCCGUAGCCAACAUGAGUGGCAACUCGCCGGUGGUGUACUUCUACGACCCGGAGGUCGGGAACUUCCACUACGGUCCGGGACACCCGAUGAAACCGCAGCGCCUGGCGGUCACCCACUCCCUGGUCCUCAACUACGGCCUCUACAAGAAGAUGAACGUCUAUAAGCCCUACAGAGCCACGUAUCACGACAUGUGCCGCUUCCACACCGAGGAGUACAUCCAGUUCCUCAAUCAGGUGACGCCCAGCAAUGUCACUGAGUUCACCAAAUGUCUGUCCAGUUUCAACGUCGGCGACGACUGUCCCGUCUUCGAGGGUCUCUACGACUUCUGUUCGCGAUAUACCGGCGCUUCACUACAGGGCGCCGCUAUGCUCAACAACAACCAGUGCGAUAUCGCCAUCAACUGGUCCGGAGGUCUACAUCACGCCAAGAAGUUCGAGGCCUCGGGUUUCUGUUACGUGAACGACAUUGUCAUCGCUAUACUGGAGCUCCUGAAGCACCACCCGAGGGUCCUCUACAUCGACAUCGACAUACAUCACGGCGACGGCGUUCAGGAGGCCUUCUACCUCACGGAUCGGGUGAUGACCGUAUCGUUUCACAAGUACGGCAACUACUUCUUCCCGGGAACGGGCGAUAUGUAUGAGACGGGUCUCGAGUCGGGCCGCUAUUACAGCCUAAACGUACCGCUCAAGGAGGGCAUUGACGACAACUCCUAUGCCUUUGUGUUCAAACCGGUGGUCACGGAAGUGAUCAAAUGCUUCCAGCCGUCGGCUAUAGUACUCCAGUGCGGCGCCGACUCCCUGGCCAGCGACCGGUUGGGCUGUUUUAACCUGUCGUUCAAAGGUCACGGAGAGUGCGUGAAGUUCGUGAAGGAUCUGAAGCUACCGUUGCUGGUGUUGGGCGGCGGCGGCUAUACCUUGAGGAACGUCGCCCGGUGUUGGACUUACGAGACGAGUCUACUGCUGGACGAGACCAUCAGCAAUGAGAUCCCAUACAUGGAGUACUUCGAGUACUUCGCGCCCGACUUCACGCUCCUGUCCGAUAAGGGCGGCAAUGAUAACCCCCAUAACGCCAACUCCCGCACCUAUUUGGAGAACAUACUGAAGUACGUGUCGGAGAACCUC
Messenger RNA from Oppiella nova, 1124 nucleotides. Lineage: Eukaryota; Metazoa; Arthropoda; Arachnida; Sarcoptiformes; Oppiidae. The record is from the annotation of a GenBank genome assembly.